AUGGUUCCUCUUCCGUUCCAGCCUUCCAGCCUGGUCCGAGUCUUCAUCAGCUCGGUGUUUUCAGACAUGGCUACAGAAAGAGAGACCCUCCUGGAGAAAGCCUACCCAGAGGCACAGGCCUUCUGUCAGAAGCACGGCCUAAUGCUUGAGGUAAUUGACUUGAAAUGGGGUAUUUCUGAGCCUGUAGACCCUGAUCACAGAUACGCCCAACUCUCUCUGGAGGAAAUUGAAGCCUGUCAGAAACUGUCAGCGGGUCCCACCUUCAUCGGACUGCUGGGGGACAACUACGGGCACCAGACUGUGCCUCGGCUCAUCACGGAGAAGGAAUUUGAGGCCCUAACUCUGCAGCUAGCAGGGGACUCGGCCCAGCUCCUGACAGAGCGGUACCGGCGGGAUGAGAACGCGCUGCCCACCUGCUGCGUGCUGCAGCCGGCUGACGGGCAGGCCUGGCCCUGCCUGGAGAGACGCCUGGCCUCAGCGCUGCGCAUGGUGGCCCAGAAGGCAGAGGGGUGCGGGCUGCUCAGCCCAGAGCGGAGCCACUGCUACCACCGGCAGAACAAUGAGAAAACGCACAAAGCCCUCAUCCUUUAUGGGCCACCAGGCUGUGGGAAAACAGCUGUGAUGUGCAAACUAUCUGAGAGGGUGCAAGCUGCUUUAGCGCAUGACACCGUAGCCGUGAUUCGGUUGCUGGGGACAUCCCAGCUCAGUUCUGCCAUUCACAGCCUGCUGAGGGACAUCUGCCUCCAAGUGUGUUUAGCAUUUGAUUUCCCACAACCUCCAACCCAGGCCAAACAGGCUGGCAGUGAUUUAGUCUUGUUCCUCAGUAAACUCCUCCUCGCUGUGUCCCAUUGUGGCACAAGGACACUGGUGUUGUUCCUUGACUCUGUGGAGAGAUUACUUCCUGGUAAUGGCGCUCACAGAUUCCACUGGCUCCCUGAAGAUUGCCCUCCAAAGGCCCACAUCAUCAUUUCCAUUUCCACAGCAGAGCCUGAUAUUCUGAAAGCUCUCCAACACGUUGUGCCUGAGGCUGAAGCGUACUUUGAAGUAGAACCCUUACCCUGCGAGGAAGGUGAGGAGAUGCUAGAGAUGCUCUUAGCGUCAGAGAGACGACGACUAAGCCCAGCUCAAUGGGCCUAUUUCCACCAGAGCUUCCCCAGGGGUGGGCAAGCGCUGCUCUUCAAGCUGGCCUUCCGUGAGGCCAGAAAAUGGGCAUCUUACACGCCUCCUUCCGAACUAGUGAUUGCUAGCACAGCCCAGGACGCCAUGCAUCGCCUGUGCGAGAGACUGGAAAAGUCACACGGCACACUCCUCGUGGCUCACGUGCUUGGCUAUAUUGCUUCCUCACAAAAUGGGCUGUCAGACAUGGAGCUGAAGGACAUUUUAUCCCUUGAUGAUGAAGUUCUCUCAGAGAUUCACCACUGCUACUUUCCUUCAAGUAAAACCAUCCUGCGCCUUCCUCCUCUCCACUGGGCACGGCUACGCAGCGACAUGGGAGAGUGCCUGGCGGAACAGAAGGCAGACGGCUUCACCCUUCUUCGCUUUGCACACAGGCAAUUUGCUGAAAUAGUGCAGAACCGUUAUCUAUCAAAACAGGACCAAAUCAAGAGGCAUUUUCUCCUGGCAGAUUUCUUCAAGGGGACUUGGAGCUGGGGAAUGAAGAAACCACUCACAUUGCCACACUUUGGCAGGACUUUGAAUGCUGACAGGAGGGUAGCUCCUCAGCCACUCUGUUUCUCUGACUCUGUUGCAAACCUGAGGACGUUGAGUGAAUUGCCAUUUCAUUUACUUAAUGCUGGACGAAUUGAGGAGCUGAAGCAGGAUGUGCUGGGGAAUAUGAACUGGAUCAGCUGUAAAAUAAUUGCCUCUGGAACAGAGAGCGUGGUUGAUGACUUUGCCGUGUGUGCCGAAGGUAUCGGCUGUCCAGAGCUGCGCCUCGUGCAGGACACGCUUCUCCUCCUGAAGCCAGCAGUCAGCAGCGUACGCUGCCCUGAAGCCAGUAUAAUAUACACAGAAGUGCUGGCCAGGCUUCUUGGUUUCGUGCCUUCUUACCCGGAGGUCAUCGGGAAGCUGUGCCAGCAGUGUCGAAGCUGGUGUGGUGCCUGUCCCUAUCCCGUUCUCAUUCCACUGUGCGGAUUUCUCCAGCCAGCCAGUGGGACCCUACACACAACACUCACCGGAUUCCUCAAAGGCAUCACAGCGAUGGCACUUAGUUCCGAUUACCGGCUGCUGGUGGCAGGUUCCCAGGAUGGCUCAAUGCUUGUCUGGAAUAUGGAAGUUUUAGAGAUGCUGCAUGCCCUCCCUGGGCACUCUGCUGAGGUGAGGUGUGUGAAAGUGUUUGGAAAAGGAACCUGUGCUGUUUCAGCCUCCAUGGAUCACAGUCUGCGCAUCUGGAAUUUGAUUUCUGGCAGAGCAAGGUUUAUUAUCCAGGACACGGACAUCGAAGAAGACCCCUCACAUCACCUUCAUGUGGAUGAGGGGCACAUGAUUGUAUAUUCUUCCUCAGAUACGAAGAUCCAUGCUUGGCGCCUGGAGAGAGCAGAACUCAUCUUCCAGAUCUCUGGAGAGGCAUGCGAUGCGUGGAUGUGUUCUGCAGUAUUCAGCCCAAGGCUGGUGAUUAUGACUGUGUCUGAAGGAGGCACGCUGAGGCUGUGGAACAGCAACACCGGCAAGCUGAGAUCCAAAUGUCAGCUACCCGGGCUACAGGAAGAAACACCAGCUUCCAGCGUUCUGAUCCAGAAGGAAAGGGAGAUGAUACUGGCAGACUCCAAGGGAUUCCACAGGUUCCUAGCAGCAGACUUGGAACAUGAAGGAGUGGUUCUUACGGCUGUUAUCUCUGCUGGCAACAGCAUUAUUGUUACUGGUUCUCAGGCUGCAUCUAUCCAGAUGGAAUACACAUCUGGAGCACCAGCUCUUGCCAAAGAAAGAGGGGUGUGGAACCUCACUCACAAACACGGACAAAAACCCUUGGCACCCGUCUCAAAUACCGGCUGUGCUGCCCUGUCCCAUGGCGGGAACGACGUCUGUUUUACCCAACCUGGAAACAGAGAUAAAGUUAUCAUCUGGAAGGCCACGGGAGGUGAAGUGUGUGACCCACUGGACACCUCUGCCCAAGUGCGAUGCCUGGAAAUAGCUGAGCAAAACCAGCUCCUUUUCACAGGGCUUGUAUCUGGAACAGUCCUUGUCUUCCCACUGAACUCCAGGCAGGACGUAGCAUGCAUCCCACCUCCAGAGUCACAGAAACCAGUCAUCAAGCAGGAAGAGCAGCUUGCCAUAGCCUACGAUGAUUUCGUCCUUGUGCUGGACGUUAUCCCUGCAGAUCCAUGCCCAGUGAUCAACAAGCCCACCUACACCUUUAAAACUCCAAUCCCUGGCUGUCUGAUUUCCAAAGCGGCCGUCCUUGCAGACUACAGAGUCCUCUGUGGCACGACUAAUGGGGACUUACUCCUUUAUGACUGCCCUCGGGCCCAAGUGUUUCCUUUGGAAGGUCACAGAAGCCGGAUCUCCUGUUUGGAAAGCAGCCAUGGAGAGCAGUGGGCAGUCAGUGGGUGUGAAGAUUCCCUGCAGCGUCUCUGGGACUUGGAGUUCUGUCAGCAGGAAAAAAAUACAGCGCCUGCAUUUCUCCUGAAAGGCAUCUGCUGUGCUUGCUUCUCAAAAGAUGCUAAGUACUUGUACACUGCAUCGCUGGAUCAGUCCAUUACAGUCUGGGAUGUUGCAAGCGGUGCCUUGCUGGCUACACAGUGCAUCUACACAACCGCUAACAGAAUUGUUCUGACUGCGGAUGGAUUCGUUGCGACAACAAAAGGAGAUUAUACAAUCCGCGAGAAGUUUCGCUGUCCUAAGACCACCCCUCCUCAGUACGACCCACUCCAGAACAUCGUGGCAACAUGUACGGUAAAAUCCAGAAAGAAAGAUGGGGAAAACUCAAGCAAAAGACAGUGCAACCAAGGAAAUUCUUGUGGGAGCUUGACUGAUUCCUCCAAGCUCUCCCAGAUGUGUUCAGUGGCGUAA
Messenger RNA from Eurypyga helias (sunbittern), 4008 nucleotides. It is a transcript of the gene NWD1, whose product is annotated as NACHT and WD repeat domain containing 1. NCBI's taxonomy places the organism in Eukaryota, Metazoa, Chordata, Aves, Eurypygiformes, Eurypygidae. The transcript is spliced from 19 exons. The record is from RefSeq and is a predicted model, not a curated record. Bases 1 to 4008 code for a protein of 1335 amino acids. Gene Ontology annotation, molecular function: protein binding.